This is a messenger RNA of Trichomycterus rosablanca, 1473 nucleotides long. RefSeq names its product fascin actin-bundling protein 2b, retinal (gene fscn2b). The record is from RefSeq and is a predicted model, not a curated record. Gene Ontology annotation, molecular function: actin filament binding; protein-macromolecule adaptor activity. The transcript has 5 exons. Gene Ontology annotation, biological process: cell migration; establishment or maintenance of cell polarity; actin filament bundle assembly. Lineage: Eukaryota; Metazoa; Chordata; Actinopteri; Siluriformes; Trichomycteridae. The coding region runs from base 1 to 1473 and encodes 490 amino acids. Gene Ontology annotation, cellular component: actin cytoskeleton; cytoplasm.
AUGCCUAUAAAUGGAAAUAAACCCCUCAAACUUCAGUUUGGGCUAAUUAAUUAUGAGAACCGCUACCUGACAGCAGAAGCUUUUGGGUUCAAAUUGAAUGCUUCAGCUCCAAGUCUCAAGAAGAAACAGAUCUGGACUCUCGAGCAAGAUGAAAAUGACAGCCAAGUGGUGUACCUGCUCAGCCACCUAGGCCGCUAUCUUUCAUCAGACAAAGAUGGCAAGGUGGGUUGCGAGGCAGAGACACGAGAAAAGGAUUGCAAGUUUAUUAUUGUGGCACAGUCAGAUGGUCGUUGGGCUCUGCAGUCUGAGCCACACUUGCGCUUCUUUGGCGGGUCUAAAGACCACCUGUCCUGCUUUGCUCAGACCAUCGGUGAGGCUGAGCUCUGGACUAUGCAUCUGGCUCUUCACCCACAAGCAAACUUAUUAAGUGUAGCCCGCAAGCGUUAUGCACAUUUGUCCCUUCCUGAUGGUGAAAUAGCUGUGGACAGCAACAUUCCUUGGGGUGUGGAUGCUCUUCUAACCUUAGUUUAUGUUGAUGGCAAGUACUGCUUAAAGACCAGUGACAGUCGUUUCUUAAGUAAUGAUGGAAAGCUGCUGUUUGAAAAUGGACGUGGAACAGUAUACACACUGGAACUGAAAUCAGGCAAAUUAGCCUUUAAAGACUGUGAAGGAAAGUACUUGAGCCCAAUGGGCCCGACAGGCACUCUCCGUUCAGGACGUUGCUCCAAACCAGGAAAAGAUGAGUUAUUUGACCUGGAGGAAAGCCAUCCACAGGUGGUGUUUCAGGCUGCCAAUAACAGAUUUGUCUCAAUUCGACAAGGGGUGUGUAUCUCAGCAAAUCAGGAUGAUGAAACAGACAUGGAGACAUUUCAAAUGGAGAUUGAUAAAGAAAGCAAAAAAUGCAAAUUCAGGACAAAUGAAGGAAACUACUGGACACUUGUAGCUCAUGGAGGCAUCCAGUCUACAGCCAAAGAAGUGAGUGCCAACACCAUGUUUGAUAUUGUGUGGCUUGGACGACGAGUGGCGCUACGAGCUAGCAAUGGAAAAUAUAUUUGCAUCAAGAAGAAUGGCCAGCUUGCUGCAGUCAGUGACUCAAUAGGUGAGGAUGAGCAGUUGAUAUUAAAGCUGAUCAACAGACCCAUAAUAAUCCUGAGGGGUGAGAAUGGAUAUGUAUGUCACCACAAGAACUCCAAUACAAUGGAUGCAAACCGCUCAGUUUAUGACAUCUUCACCUUGCAGUUCAGUGAUGGGUCGUACCAUAUUAAAGGUGCAGGGGAAAAGUACUGGUAUGUAUCCAGCACUGGUUUGGUGUGUUCUGAUGGAGAUACACCAGAGGACUUUUGCAUUGAGUUCUUAGAACACGGCCGCAUAGCAAUAAGAGGCAAAAAUGACAAGUAUCUGCGAGGAGACCAGGGAGGCACACUGAAAUGUGAUGCAGGAUCUGCAGACAGCUCAUCUCUCUGGGAAUAUUGA